UUACUGAUUGUUUCUUUAUUUCUGUGCCCAUCUUCUACUGUCAGACCUUAAGAUUUAAACUCAUCCAUUCUCUCUCUCUCUCUCUCUCUCUCUCUCUCUCUCCUUCUUCUUCUUCUUCUUUAUCUCUCUAUCUCUCUUUAAACCUACGACAUCGUGCCCUUGAAGCGACGGAACUAUUAGUGCUUUCUCUCUCUCGGCUGUCUGCCUUCUUUCCUGUGAGGCCGGUUGUAUUCUUUUCUUUGUCUCAGAGGGAAAGUGGAAGCUCUUUCUACCUACUGCAAAAAGGUUAUUGUAGUUUAAAUCUGCAAAUACAUAAAGAAGGAGGAGGAGGAUGAUGGCUGCAGGAAAUGGACAACUGACUGUCCCUCCAGGGUUCCGAUUCCAUCCUACGGAUGAAGAGCUUCUCUACUAUUACCUCAGGAAGAAGGUCUCUUAUGAAGCCAUCGACCUUGAUGUUAUUAGGGAGGUGGAUCUCAACAAACUGGAGCCCUGGGACCUCAAAGAGAAAUGCAGAAUAGGAUCAGGGCCUCAGAAUGAGUGGUACUUCUUCAGCCACAAGGAUAAGAAAUACCCAACAGGAACUCGAACGAACCGGGCAACCACAGCUGGGUUUUGGAAGGCAACUGGGAGAGACAAAGCCAUCCAUCUCGCCAAUUCCAAGAGGAUUGGCAUGAGGAAAACCUUAGUCUUUUACACUGGCCGCGCACCUCAUGGCCAAAAGACCGACUGGAUCAUGCAUGAGUAUCGCCUCGAAGAUGACAACAUUAGUGCUGAUCAAGUUCAGCAGGAAGAUGGAUGGGUGGUUUGUAGGGUUUUCAAAAAGAAGAAUCACAACAGAGGCUAUCAACCAGAAUUUGCUCAUCAUCAAGAUCAAGAACACGAUCACUUCCCAAACAUGAAGGCAAGUGGUUCUCAUGCUCCAGUACUACUAGAUCACCAUGAGCCAAAACAAAAUCAUCAUCAUCUGGAAGCACUGUAUGAUUACACUAGUAGUUUUGAUCAUGCUGGGUCCAUGCACCUCCCGCAGUUGUUCAGUCCAGAGUCAGCUGUUGCUUCAUCCUUCGUGUCACCUAAUACUAUCAAUUUGAACACCAUGGACAUUGAGUGUUCUCAAAACCUUUUGCGGCUAACAUCUACUGCAGCAGCAGCAGCAGCAGCUGGUUGUGGCCAACUCAUGCAACAGCAGGAGAGAUCCUUGAUCAACGGUGGUGAUUGGUCAUUCUUGGACAAGCUCCUUACAUCUCACCAGAGCCUCGAUCAUCACCACUCAUCACAUACCAAAUGCAACAACCCUUCUUCAUCAGCUCAGCAGCAGCUUAAUAAUUCUCAUGAACAUGUCGGUACUUCAUCAACAACACAGCAGAGAUUCCCAUUUCAAUACCUUGGCUGUGGAACUGACCUUUUAAAGUUUUCCAAGUAGCUAGCUCUAGGGUUCUGCAAGCCUGCAAAGUCUCUUUGGUGGAUCGAUAUUCACUUCAUCGAUCCAUCCUAAUUAAGCUGUGCACGCUCCUCCACUCUUAAUUUAUUUGGGUAGUUUUUCUUAGAUAUAUAUUUGGUUCAAAUUCUAGCCUUUUCUAUGUAAUUUAUAAGUUUUAUUUCUUUUGAGUAUCAAAAUGUAUAUAUAAAUAAGUUUUAUUUCUUUUGGUGUUUUGCUUAGAUAUUUGAUGUAUUCUCACACUAUAGCUUAAAUUAUUUUCCAUUUGAUAAAG
This is a messenger RNA of Prunus persica (peach), 1709 nucleotides long. Its product is annotated as protein SOMBRERO. Lineage: Eukaryota; Viridiplantae; Streptophyta; Magnoliopsida; Rosales; Rosaceae. The transcript is spliced from 4 exons. The record is from RefSeq and is a predicted model, not a curated record. Gene Ontology annotation, biological process: regulation of DNA-templated transcription. Bases 332 to 1420 code for a protein of 362 amino acids. Gene Ontology annotation, molecular function: DNA binding.